UCCCAGACUCUGCUGUGUCUCUUGCGCUUAUUCGUCCCCUCCCCCACGGCUGACAAAUGAAUGGCUAGUGUGAAAUCCCUGCCUCCCCAGUCAGCCCCGGCAGGCGAAGCGGGAGGAGCGAGGGAGGCGGUGCGCUUCUUGCGCUCGGCCCCGGGGUUGCGUGCUUCGGGCUUGCAGAACCCAGAUGUCUAGGAAUAGGGAGCUUUGUGAUGGGUGUGGGCGCCCUCUGAUGGAGAAAUCCUGCAGGAGUGGAGAGAAAUGAGCCCCCUAAACCAUGCGAGGUGCUUUCACAACCUCUAUAAAAGGACGCAGGACCCUCGCUUUCCAUUUGGUCGAUAGUUUUCUACUGAAGAGUCCGCGACGUCCAUCGAGGCGUGUGGAGAAACCAGCAAGAAGGAAGGAGGCAUUGUCCGUGCCAAGUGCAGAAACGAAAAGCCUCCUCUUGAGCCGACUGGGAUGUGCGCGCGCUCCAGGUCUUCUCUGUAGCUUGGUGGACUAGCACACCUGGCUAGGGGUGUAUCCAGGACAAGAUGUUGAUAAAUAUAAAGAGCAUCUUGUGGAUGUGUUCUACCUUAAUAGCAACCCAUGCGCUGCAAAAUGUUAAAGUGGAAAAAAGUCCACCUGUUAAGGGUUUCCUCUCUGGAAAAGUGAACCUACCUUGUCAUUUUUCAACCAUGCCUACCUUACCACCUGGUUAUAACACCACCAGUGAAUCUCUCCGAAUCAAGUGGUCUAAGAUGGAAGUGGAUAAAAAUGGAAAAGAUUUAAAGGAGACUACUGUUCUUGUGGCCCAAGAUGGGAAUAUCAAGAUCGGGCAAGGUUUCAAAGGGAGAGUGUCAGUGCCUACACACCCUGAGGCUGUGGGGGACGCCUCACUCACUAUGGUCAAAGUGCGUGCGAGUGACGCAGGGCUCUACCGCUGUGACGUCAUGUAUGGGAUUGAAGACACACAAGACACAGUAUCAUUGGCUGUGGAAGGGGUUGUGUUUCACUACCGGGCAUCCACCAGCAGGUACACGCUGACCUUUGAGACUGCGCAGAAGGCUUGUAUGGAUGUUGGGGCAGUCAUAGCAACCCCAGAACAGCUCUUUGCUGCCUACGAAGAUGGAUUUGAGCAGUGUGAUGCAGGCUGGCUAUCCGAUCGGAGCGUUAGAUACCCUAUCCGGGCUCCCAGAGUAGGCUGUUAUGGAGAUAUGAUGGGGAAGCAAGGAGUCAGGACCUAUGGCUACCGUUCUCCUCAUGAAACUUAUGACGUGUACUGCUAUGUGGACCAUCUGGAUGGUGAUGUAGUCCACAUCACUGCUCCCAACAAAUUCACCUUUGAGGAGGCUGAAGAGGCGUGUGAAAACCAGGAUGGCCGGCUGGCGACGGUGGGCGAGCUGCACGCGGCCUGGAGGAAUGGCUAUGACCAGUGUAACUACGGGUGGCUGUCAGACGCCAGCGUUCGCCACCCUGUGACUGUGGCCAGGGCCCAGUGUGGAGGUGGUUUACUUGGGGUGAGAACCCUGUAUCGUUUUGAGAACCAGACAGGCUUCCCUCCCCCUGAUAGCAGAUUUGAUGCCUACUGCUUUAAAACUAAACAGAAUAUAUCAGAGGCUACAACCAUCGAACUGAAUAUCCUCGCAGAAACUGCAUCACCCAGUUUAUCCAAGGAACUGGUACCUGACAGAACUACACCAAUCAUCCCUUUAGUCACUGAGUUACCUCUCAUUACAACAGAGUUCCCGCCUGUGGGAAAUAUAGUCAAUGUUGAACAGAAAGCCACAGUUCAAACUCAAUCUCUCACACAUAGAGUAGCCACUGAGUCACCUACACCUGCUGGGAGGACCAAGGAGCCUUUAGAUAUGAGCUACUACUCACCUUUUACUUCAGAACCACUUGAAAAGCCAGACAUAUCUAAAAUUGAGGAAGAAGUAUCCCAAGUAACAGCUGUCAUCUCCCAUCAUGAUACUGAGUCAUGGGAUGGUGUCAUAGAAGAUGUACAAACACGAGAAUCAGUUACACAAAUUGAACAGAUAGAAGUGGGUCCGUUGGUAACAACAUCUAUGGCGUUCUCUGCAACUGAAACACCAUUUGUUUCUACAACUAUGGUCCUGGAAUCCAAAACUGAAAAGAAAACAGUAAGCAGUAUUCCUGAAUCAGUGACCACAAAUCAUUAUAGUUUCACUCUGGGAGAAGAUGAGGGCAAUAAUAGAACAUUUACAGAUAGAUCUAGUCAAAGCACCCUGACAUUUAGCCAAAUUCCAGAAGUCCUUACAGUGUCAAAGACAUCAGAGGACAUCACCUCCACUCCGCUAGAACAUGCAGACUCAGUCUCGGUAUCCACUGCUGUUUCUCCGGUGACACUGCCUGACAGUGAAGCGUCAUCCAUGGAGAGCUGGGAAGAUACACAAACGAAUGGUAGGAUAACUGAAAAUAUCUCUGACCAGUAUGUGUCCGUCACACCUUUCCCAACACAGCUACAUACAGAAGUAGAAUUGUUGCCUUUUUCUGUUGAUAAAAAAUUAGUUGAGGGGUUAUCCACAGUUGUUUAUCCCUCUCUAGAAAUAGAAAUGACAGAAGAAAAAGAAAGAACAGAAACAGAAACAAGAGUGGCGGUGGAAGACUUUACAGCUCCAGCUGGAUCAGAAACAGAAGGCUAUGAAGAUAUUACGAAGUCUGGGGAAGGCAUAACAACUGUGCACUUGACCCACAGUACUUUAGAUGUGGAGGUGGUCACCGUAUCAAAAUGGUCAUGGGACAAAGAUAAUAUGACAUCAAAGCUCUUAGGGCCCACAGAACAUACAGUUUCUCCGAAACUGCCCCCUGCCUCACACACAACUAUGGGAGUUAGUGAAAAAGAUGAAGAAAUCCCAAGUUUUACUGAAGAUGGAGGAGAUGAAUUUACUCUUAUCCCAGAUAGUGCACAAAAACCACUGGAGGAAUUUACUGAGGAAGAAACAACAGACCUUCGGAAGUUCACAGUUAGAUUUCAGCCAACUACAUCAAUUGGUGUUGCAGAGAAGUCAACUGUGAGAGAGACUACAAGUGAAGAAAGAGUUUCACCUGUUACAAGCACAGAGGGCAGAGUUGUUUCUGCAACCAUAGAAGGGAGUGCUUGGGAUGAAGAAGGUGUGGAUGUCUCUAAGCCCUUACCAACUCUUUCCCAGUUUGCACACACUUCAGAUGUAGAAGGAUUGGCAUUUAUUAAUUACAGUAGCACUCAGGAGCCUCAUACCAUUUCUAUCACUGUCAUUCCCAAGACAGAAUGGGGAGUGUUGGUACCUUCUGUUCCAUCGGAAGGUGAAGUUCUAGGUGAGCCCUCUCAAGACAUAGGUGUCAUUGACCAGACUCAGCUUGAAGCAACUAUUACUCCUGAAACUAUAAGAGCAACAAUAGAGAUUAAGCAAGAGACAACUCAAGAAGAAUUCUCUCAGAAAGAACAGACUCCGGAGAAACCAGUUCCUGCUCUCAGUUCUACAGUUAGCACAGCCGAGGAAUCAAGGUCACCUUUGGAUGAACAAGAGGGUGAUGGGUCAGCAUAUACAAUCUCUGAAGACAUAUUGGUGACAAGUUCUAAGAGAAUCCCAGGUUUGGAAACAACUCCGAUUGGAAAAAUUGAGCACAGUGUAUCUUAUCCACCUGGUGCUGUCACUGAGCACAAAGAGGAAAUAGAUGAAGGGGUGACACUCACAUCAGGUAUGGGGCCAGUGGUCUCUUUAAGUCCAGAGCCUGAACAAGAACGUGACACAGAAGGCACUAUUCCAUCACGUUUGAGCACCAGCAUUACCCAGCUUAUCGAGGAAACCACUUCUGACAAAAGAGAGAAAACAUCCCUAGAUUAUAUUGAUUUCGGUUCAGGAUUAUUUGAAAAGCCCCAAACCACAGAAUUGUCAACAAUUAAAGCCACCAUUCCAAGUGAUGUCACUGCUGCCUUCAGUUCUGUAGAAAGACUUCACACAACUUCGGCACUCAAGCCAUCUUCAGCACCCACUGAAAAACCUCCUCUCAUUGACAGGGAACCGGGGGAAGAAACAACCAGUGACAUGGUAAUCAUUGGAGAAUCAACAUCCCCUGUUCCUCCCACUACCCUUGAUGAUAUUGUAGCCAAGGAAACAGAAACUGACAUUGAUAGAGAGUAUUUCACAACAUCAAGUAUUCCUGCUACACAGUCAACAAGACCACCCAUUAUAGAAGACAAAGAGGCCUUCAGUCCUCAGACACUUUCUACUACAGAACCCCCGACGGGGACAAAGUUCCGUCCUGAUAUUAAUGUGUAUAUUAUUGAGGUCAGAGAAAAUAAGACAGGUCGAAUGAAUGAUUUGAGUAUGCUUGGUCAUCCAAUAGAUUCAGAAUCUAAAGAAGAGGAACCUUGUAGUGAAGAAACUGAUGCAGAACACGAUCUAAUUUUGCCUCAGUUCAUUGAAAUAGAUAUAUAUCACAGUGAAGAUGAUGUAGAUGAAAGUGACGAAUGUGAAAAUGCUACUGACGUAACGACAACCCCAUCAGUACAGUACAUAAAUGGCAAGCAUCUCGUCACUGCUGUGCCCAAGGACCCAGAAAUGGCAGAAGCUAGGCGUGGCCAGUUUGAAAGUGUUGCACCUUCUCAAAACUUUUCAGAUAGCAGUGAAAGUGAGACUCAUCAAUUUGUAAUAACUGAAACUGGAUUUUCUACUGACUCACAACCUAGUGAAUCUAAAGAAACAACUGAAUCACUUGAAAUCACGUGGAUGCCUGAGAUUCACCCUGAAAUUCCAGAACAUUUUUCAAGUGGUGAACCUGAUCCUUUCCCCACAGUUCCAUUCCGUGAGAGAGACGCAUCAGAAAGACCAGAAUCAGUCACAGAGGGAGGUCUUGAACUUGAUAAUCAGGUGCCUGAACAUACCAAGUCUGUACCUCUGUUUCCUGAAGAGUAUUCAGGAGAUGCUUCCAUUAAUCAAGAAUCUCAGAGAAUGUUCUUUUCAAGGGCUACAGAAAUAACACUUGGUAAAAAGGCAGAAAAAAGCAUGUCUGUCACAAUUACUCCAAGUUUAGUCCCAAGUUCUGUGUCGGCAAAUGUUUCAGAGGAAGUAUCAGUUAUCUUAACCAGGAAUCCACAGUCUGGUGAUCCACUGUCCACCAUAGAAGGCUGGGUGGAAGUAACACCUAGGCAAACUGUAGAGCAUUCAGGAAGUCCUUCAAUUUCAAUUCCAGAAGGCUCGGGGGACUCAGCAGAUGAUAAAGCUAAAAUGUCCACCAUGGUAACUGAUUUGUCACAGAGAAAUACUACAGAUACACUCAUUACUUUUGGUUCUGGCAAUAUAAUGAUCACAGAAAACCUUUUUGAUGUUCCUGCAGCUACCAUUUAUUCAGCUUCUGAACAACCUCCUACAGUAGUGCCUACCAAAUUUGAAAGGGAAACAGACACUUCUGAGUGGGUUUUCAGCCCAUCUCUUGAGGGAAAGGUAAAGAAAGAUGAGGAGGAUGAAACUACAGUCAUGGCUUCUACAGUUGAGAUACUUCCACCUACACAGCGAUCAGAUCAAUUAAUAUUACCUUCUGAAUUAGAAAGCUCAAAUGAAGCUACACCUAGUGAUUUAGCAUCUAUUGCCAGGAAAAAUUUUAUGUCCUUGGCAACACCAACACCGGUGGAAAAGGAAGUGACAAACUCUACUCCUGUCUUGACAGAAUCAAAUAUUUUAGAUAAUCUGGGGACACAGAGCACUGUACCCAGCUCUAAUGUUCAAACUGGGGUUCACCAAGGGCUGGCCACUGUCCCAGGUAGCCCCUUUAUGGAGCAGGGCUCUGGAGAAGCAGCUGCUGACCCAGAAACCACAACUGUUUCUUCAUUUUCGUUAAAAUUAGAGCCGAAAAUUCAAACCAGAAAGGAAGCAGCUGGCACUUUGUCUCCUCAGAUGGAGACCGUAUUCCCUUUUGAGUCAACAGGACUUUUGAGCACUGUAAUGGAUGGAGAAGUUGCUGAAAUUAUAAGCCAAACAUCCAAGGACAACCUGACUUCAGGGGUUUCAGGAGAGCCUCAUCAUGGGGCAGAUGUAAAGGAUUUCACUACAGAUUUUCCUUUGGAGGAAGAUUUCAGUGGUGACUUAAGAGAAUACUCAACAGUCUCUCAUCCCAUAGCAAAAGAAGAAAUAGCAAUGCCAGAGGGCUCUGGGGAUGCAGCAUUUAAGGAUCCCCAGACAUCACCAUCUGCAAUACCCACCUCAGAUACCAUCAGUCACAUACCUAACUUGGAAAGACCUGGUAAUCCCACGGCCAGUGUGUCAGCAUUUCCCUGGGAAGAGUUCACAGCCUCAGCUGAGGGUUCAGGUGAGCAAUUGGCCUCAGUAGGCAGCUCUGUUGACCAAGUGUUUCCCAGUGCUGUGGGAAAUAUGUCUGGUACACAGUCUCCAUUUGCUGGCCAGCAAUGGGAAGAAAUGGGUACUAUCAAUGAUGCUGAUAAAAGAUCAACAAUUUUACCAACAGUGGAAGCUGAAGGUACUGAAGCUGCAGCAGAUAAGGAAGAAGUGAAGGUCUUUAGCACAGUUUCAGUGGACUUUCCCCAAACUAUGGAACAAGCAAAUUUUGAUUCACAAACAUUCACUGACACUAGACUUCGAACCACAGAUUAUUCUACACUAACAAUGAAGAAAAUUGACAUUAAUGAUGAGGAAGUGGAGGCGGAAGGCACUUCUUUAGCUGACAUUUCUACUCCAAAUCUGGAUCCAAAGGGUUUGGAACCAUACACUACUCUCCCUGAAGCUAAUCUUUUCUUAGCUGCUACCUCAGUGACUAAAUCUAUACCAGCUGAAAUUAUAGUUACAGAUUUACCAAUCAAAGAGGAAGGAAGUAUAAAAUCCUCCAAAGUUACAAAACCAAUAAUUAAAGAGUCAGAUACUGAUCUUUUAUUCUCUGGACUGGGAUCAGGGGAAAUUCUGCCUACUGCUGAAUCAGAGAGCUUUACUGAAAUGGAAAAAAUCAUUCACACUUUAGAUCCCCAGACUUCUCCAGUGGAAAGUUUUGAAACAAGCAUUGCCAGUGAUAUAAAUGAAGACUAUGAGGGAACGAAAAAUGUACAAAAUGAAGUAAGCCCACUUAUUUCCAAAACAGACAGCAUCUCCAAAAACAGCGUGACAGUGGCCAAUACAACUUUACUUGAAAUUUUAAGCGACAUCAGAGCAGAAGGACCCACAACGGCACCUUUUACUUUCUCCACAGACACUGAACAGCCUCAAAGUCAGACCCACAGUUGGGCUGGAGAAAUUCAAUCUGGUCGGCUACAACCUAUGACUGAACAAGUCUCCAAUGAGAAUUCUUUAACGGCAGAAGCUAAAGAAACAGCAACCUUUUCCACUGAUUUCCUGGACAGAACAUACAGUCUGGAGAUGGCCAAAGGAUCUGUUACAUCAGCACCAAAAUCAUCUCACUUAUUUUAUGAACAUUCUGGGGAAGGAUCUGGGGAAUUGGAUAUGGUUGAUUUAGUCCACACUAUUGGAACAACUCAGACAACCAGACAAGGAAGCACCACAUUUGUUUCUGAUAGAUCCUUGGAAAAACUUCCUGAGCUUCCAAGUGCCAAAGCUGUUACUGUUGACGGAUUCCCGACAGUCUCAAUGCCGCCUCUUCAUUCAGAACAGAAUGAAAGCUCCCCGGAUCCAACUGGCUCACUGUCAAAUACAAUGUCAUAUGAGAGGCCCACAGAAGACACUGCAGGUGGUUUCCAAGAGCAUCUCGUGGGAUUCGAGGAGUCCACUUUAAAUCCUGACAGAAGAAAAGCCACUGAAAAUAUUAUUAUAGAUCUGGACAAAGAGGACAAGGAUUUAAUAUUGACAAUCACAGAGAGUACAAUCCUUGAAAUUCUACCUGAGCUGACAUCAGAUAAAAACACUAUCAUAGAUAUUGAUCACACUAAGCCUGUGUAUGAGGACAUACUUGGAAUGCAGACGGACAUAGAUUCAGAGCUGCCGUCAGGGCCACAUGACAGUAAUGAAGAAAGCCCUCAAGUUCAAGAGAAAUAUGAGGCAGUUGUUAAUCUUUCUUCAAUUGAGGAAAACUUUGAAGGCUCUGGUGAUAUUCUUCUGGCUACUUACACUCAGGCAACACGUCACGAGUUGCUGACUUCUGAAGACAGAAACCAGUUUGAUCACAUGGCCUCUGUUUUCACAACUGGGAUCCCUAUCCUUAGCACAGAAACGGAAUUAGAUAUGUUGCUUCCCACAGUAACAUCCCUGCCUGUUCCUAAUAAGUCUGCCACAGUUAAUCCCGAGAUUCAUGAACCAAAAGUUGUAGAAAAUGUUAUGGAAGACAUCUUUGAAUCAAGCACUUUUUCUGAUGGGCAAGCAAUUGCAGACCAGAGUGAAGUAAUAUCAACAUUGGGUCAUUCAGAAAAGACUCAAGAUGAGUAUAAAGAAAAGAUAUCUGUCGGUCCUUCCUUUCAGCCAGAAUUCUCUUCAGGAGCUGAGGAGGCACUGAUAGAUCCCACACCUUAUGUAAGUAUCAGUCCUAUCCAUUUUAUGACUCAGAGUUUAACAGAGGCACCUAAUGUACUGGAAGGAUCCAAUCCCCCAGAUUACACUGAGGCAACAUCAGCAGUUUCCAGUUUUGCAAAGUUACCCUCCCAGACACCAUCUUCUCCGUUCACUGUCCAUUUAGGCAGCAAAGCCUCUGAACACACAGAGGGUCCGCAGCCAAGCGCUCUGCCAGUUACAGAUGCCAGCACUUCUCACGUGUUCCCAGGAAAACCUGCAAAUAUUGAAGCAACUUUCAACCCUUCAAGUAAAAAGUACUUUCCUGUAACUGAACCUCCAUCCUCAUCUCCUGAUACAGAAUUGGAACCUUCAGAUCAAAGUAAACCAAAGUUAUUCCAACAAAUGGAAGCUCCUCCCACAGAACUAAUUGCUGAAGAGGGAACUGAGAUCGCCCCAGAUCCCCAAAACAAAACCAGUAUUGAACUUUCUGGGGACACAAUCAAGGUGUUUCCCAAUAAUGGAACACCCAAAGCUGGAGGUGUUGUCACAGCUACAAGGGAAAUUAAGUUAGAAGGUGCUACUCUGUGGCCACCUUCUACAUCUGCUUCUGCAGUUUACCAGGUUGAGGCCAGUGUGGUGCCUCAGCCCAGGCCACAGACUUCUGAGGAGCCCACCAUUCUUUCUUCUCUAGACAUAAACCCUGAAACCCGAGUUUUGAGUAGAGAGGAGGAUUCCACAGUAGCAACACCAGAACAGCAAGUAUCAGUGAGAAUUCUUGAUUCCAAUAACCAGGCAACAGUAAAUACUGUGGAGUUAAAUACUGAGCUUACACCAUCAUUUUCCUUUCUGGAAACUUCUAAUGAUACCGGUUUCCUGGUUGGCAUUAAUGAAGAGUCAGUGGAAGGCACAGCAGUUUAUUUACCAGGACCUGAUCGUUGCAAAACGAAUCCAUGCCUUAAUGGAGGCACCUGUUAUCCAACUGAGACUUCCUAUGUAUGUACCUGUGUGCCAGGAUACAGUGGCGAUCAAUGUGAACUUGAUUUUGAUGAAUGUCACUCUAACCCCUGUCGAAAUGGUGCCACCUGUGUUGAUGGUUUUAAUACCUUCAGAUGCCUCUGCCUUCCAAGCUAUGUUGGUGCACUUUGUGAGCAAGACACGGAGACUUGUGACUAUGGCUGGCACAAAUUCCAAGGGCAGUGCUACAAAUACUUUGCCCAUCGCCGUACUUGGGACGCAGCUGAACGGGAAUGCCGCCUGCAGGGUGCCCAUCUCACCAGCAUUCUGUCUCAUGAAGAACAAAUGUUUGUGAAUCGUGUGGGCCAUGAUUACCAGUGGAUAGGCCUCAAUGACAAGAUGUUUGAGCAUGACUUCCGUUGGACUGAUGGCAGCUCCCUGCAAUAUGAGAACUGGAGACCCAACCAGCCAGACAGCUUCUUUUCUGCGGGAGAAGAUUGUGUUGUGAUCAUUUGGCAUGAGAAUGGCCAGUGGAACGAUGUUCCCUGCAAUUACCAUCUCACCUACACCUGCAAGAAAGGAACAGUUGCUUGCGGCCAGCCCCCUGUUGUAGAAAAUGCCAAGACCUUUGGAAAGAUGAAACCUCGUUAUGAAAUCAACUCCCUGAUUAGAUAUCACUGCAAAGAUGGUUUCAUUCAACGCCACCUUCCAACUAUCCGUUGCUUAGGAAAUGGAAGAUGGGCUAUGCCUAAAAUUACCUGCAUGAACCCGUCUGCCUACCAAAGGACUUAUUCUAAGAAAUACUUUAAAAAUUCCUCAUCAGCAAAGGACAAUUCAAUAAAUACAUCAAAACACGAUCAUCGUUGGAGCCGGAGGUGGCAGGAGUCGAGGCGCUGAUCCCUAAAAUGGCGAACAUGUGUUUUCAUCAUUUCAGCCAAAGUCCUAACUUCCUGUGCCUUUCCUAUCACCUUGAAAAGUAUUAUCAGUUGGUUUGGAUUUUUGGACCACCGUCCAGUCAUUUUGGGUUGCUGUGCUCCCAAAACAUUAUAAAUGAAAGUAUUGGCAUUCAGACAGAAAGCAAACAAAUGGAAGAAAAUAAGGGCAGAAUGUAACCAUUUCCAGCCUAGCUAAUUUCUUUAGUUUUCUAUUUGCCUCCAGUGCAGACCAUUUUAUAAUGUAUACCAGCCUACUGUACUAUUUAAAAAGCUCAAUUUCAUUACCAAUGGCAAUGUAAAUAAGAUGAUUUAAUGUUGAUUUUAAUCCUGUAUAUAAAAUGAAAAGUCACACUGAGUUCAGGCAUAUUUAAUGAUGAUUAUGGAGCUUCAGAGGUCUUUAAUCAUUGGUUCCGCUGCUUUUUGUAGUUUGUUUAGACUGGAAAUGGUUCAUUUGCCCAUUGACUGUCAGCAAGACUGAGGACAACUUUUCUGGACAACUAACAGAAUCUUGUGUGUCAUGCACCACCUCAGCCAUCCAUGCAGUUUGCUUGCCUGUAAUGGUGAAGCUUCGUGAAUGGAAUCCCGAUGGAACUAAGGACUGCAAAACGAACUCUUCUUUGCUGCAUUCCUUCUUCCUUCACUUACAAGAAAGGCCUGAAUGGAGGACUUUUUUAUGACCAGGCACAUUUUUUAGGGGUCAAAGUGCUAAUUAUUAACUCAACCAGGUCUACUUUUUAAUGCUUUCCUAACACUAACUUGCAAGGUUACAGAUCAACAUAUUUCAAAUGAAUAUAGACCUAGGGCUCUGGUGGGUGGGGGAUUGUUAAAACAACACACAUUCAAAGAAAUUUUGUAUAUAUAACCAUUUUAAUCUUUUAUAAAAUUUGAAUGUUCAUGUAUGAAUGCUGCAGCCAUGAAGCAAACAUAAAUAAAUGAAGUAAGCCAUACUGAUUUAAUUUAUUGGAUGUUAUUUUCCCCCAAAACCUAAAAAUUGACAUAGUAUACUAGUUUUUUUUUUUCCAGUGUUAGCCUUUAUACUUCCCUUAUACAAUUUGGAAACAUAUAAUCUAGAUACGUUGUCCCUGAUUAAAUAAUGUGAUGGAUAGAAUGCAUAAAGUGUUUGUUAUGAAAAAAGUGGAAAAGUGUGUAGCUUUCAGCAACUGGUGUUUGCCCAUUCUAAGCAAGGAGCAUAUAUAUAGAAAUAGUGUGAACAUUUCUUCCUGUUAGGUGGACUAUAUGUGUUGAAAUUUCUCUCUUCCCACUCUGUUUUCUCCCCUUUAUUUGAAUAAACUGACUGUAGAAGAUAACCUUGAAUCACUAUCCACUUAAUUUAAUGUUUAAACUUGCAAUGGAAAGAUGUCACUUGCAAUGGAAAGAUGUCACUUAGGACUCCUUCCCCAGUUUCAGAUCGAAAAACCUUGAGAAGAGUAGCAAAUAAAUAAAAUGCAAAUAGAAAAGGAAGCACACCUGAUGGUUCUUUUUCUCGAAACAUCCUUUGGUUUAGAAGGAACGAAUUAGGAGGAACCAAUUAGGAGGAACCAUCAUACACAAUGUCUUUAACAGAGUUCCCUUGAUUGCUGCAUUUAAUGUCAUCCACCUUUAGAUCACAAAACAGUUUUUUUCCCUGUUUCAAUACAAUGCACAUAGUAAUACAUUCUUGUAUUUAUAUUAUAACGUGUAUAGUGUAAAAUGUGAAUGACUUUUUUUUUUGUGAAUGAAAAUCUAAAACCUUUGUAACUUUUUAUACCUGCUUUUGUUUCACCAAAGAAACCUAAAAUCCUUCUUUUACUCAGCUGUGACUGGUCUGAUUAUUUACACCUUAAAUGUACACCUUUAAUGUACACCACAUUUUUACAUUUUUACAUUCUGGCUCAAUUACAGAGAACAGCUGCUGACUUAGAUGAAAUGACUUGGUGCUUAGCAGAGAGAGAAUUAUUUAGUGCCUGUAAAAAUUGGGAUAGUAAUUCUGAUAAUGUUUACAUCUACAUCCUUAUGCAUUAAUCUCAAAUAUGAAAUAAACUUGCAAUAGGCCAAGCGACAAUUGACAUUUAGAGAAUGCUUUCUGUAGCAGACCGAGUGUUUCAUGUGUGUCAUCUCCCAAUAAGCAGGAGAGGGCGCUGUUACCGAUGAAUGACAGAUCAAAUAUCGCGAACCUAAGUCAUUUGACCAAAAUCAUACCAUCAAUUUGAAGUAGAUGCAGAUAAUCUCUAAAACCUACCUGCAUAAUAGUUUCAAAGACAAUGUAAAAUACUAAAUUCCAAACCUGUAUAGAGUUAGGAGAUUAAUUUGCUGGCUAGAAGAU
Talpa occidentalis (Iberian mole) is the source of this 12614-nucleotide messenger RNA. RefSeq names its product versican (gene VCAN). Gene Ontology annotation, biological process: cell adhesion. Gene Ontology annotation, molecular function: hyaluronic acid binding; calcium ion binding. The coding region runs from base 531 to 10274 and encodes 3247 amino acids. NCBI's taxonomy places the organism in Eukaryota, Metazoa, Chordata, Mammalia, Eulipotyphla, Talpidae. The record is from RefSeq and is a predicted model, not a curated record. The transcript has 15 exons.